Linnemannia hyalina is the source of this 2271-nucleotide messenger RNA. The record is from the annotation of a GenBank genome assembly. NCBI's taxonomy places the organism in Eukaryota, Fungi, Mortierellomycota, Mortierellomycetes, Mortierellales, Mortierellaceae.
AUGAGCACGCCGAUCAACACCAUCGCUACUACACAACUACAGCCAACCACACGUAGCCCCAAUCCGUUUGCAUCGAGAUCAAAACGCCAAUGCACUGGCUGUGGGGGCCACAGGCUCGCUGAGGACAACGAGACCGCCACCUUGGUCUGCGUCGACUGUGGCCUUGUUGCCAACGAGAACAUGUUGGAGGACAAUCCCAAUUCAUACCAUGGAUACGGUCUCACCCGAGUCUCAGCUACUGGACGAGAGUUAGCCAGUAAAGAUAAGAGGGCUCGCGACAAGCGCACUAGAACCGGCCAAGGAGAAGGCGACGCGAGAUCACUAAGGAACACACCAGUGGGGAUAACGAAUGUGACAGUUUAUACCAGGCGCCAUAUGCAGCGGUUGGAGGAGGCAAGAGUUGUCAUCACGUCGGUAGGCCGGGCGAAUGGACUCUCCGACGUUGUUGUGAGGCGAGCCAUCUUCUUUUUCGUCCUCGUCAAGCGGAUGAUGAAAGUCGUGGGGGACGGCAAAGCCUUGGCCUGUCUGUACAUCGCGGCCAGGGAGGCAGGGAAGAAACUUCGACUUAUCGAGCUUGCCACACAGUCAGGUUUGUCGCCGUACACCCUCGGAGCCGACUACAAGAGGGUCCGAGCCUUCCUCGUCAAACGGAAAACAAUCGACAUGGGGACGGGACUCUAUGUUGUUGAGGAGGAUCCAUGGACUGAGCUCGAGCGUAUCCUGAGCAUUGGGAGUUCGGAAUCGAUCGAGCGGGACGACUAUGCAAACCUUCCCCAGGACGUCAAGGAUGCCCUUGGUAUCAAUGUGGAGUCGGUGGAACGCUCGAGGCGCCUUCGAGGGCUCCUAUCGAUGUCGCAAAAGUUCAUGAUCAUUGCAGCGGAUUCAAGCCUCGACAACUCCCGCAGGAUCCAACCAUUGGUCGCCGCAUGUCUUAUUGUCGCUCUGGAGGUUCGUCUGCAACUCACCGAAACUCCCAAGGAGAUGCUACAAUUGGUCGGAUUCAUGUACAACUCAAUCCCCUCAACCAUAAUGAGCCGUUAUCGGGAGCUGAGGAAGUGCAUCUUGGAGUGGGCUCAUCGUCUGCCGUUUGUCGAUAAAGCUGCACAUAUCACCGAGAAAAAGCUAGUCUACUUUACGGAGGACGUUAUCAAGUACUUUGGGCAUUUGCAGGACAAGAAUAGACAACUUUGGGCUCUCAUUGACAGGGCUACUGAAGAAGGAGAGCACGAAGGCGAAGGAGAUGCCGACUCUGUGGAGGAAACAGGCGAGGACAACGGCGAGUGCGGAGAGGAAGGAGAUGAAGGUGUUGAUGAGGGAUGGGAAGAUCAACGAACUGGCGACGACGAUUUCAGUCAAGAGCAGGAUGAGCGCAGCGAAGGCGAUGGUCAGUCCAUUGUGCGUGAUGGCAUUGACGACGCUCCAUUGGCAAGCAAGGAUAUACUAGCCGGCAUGACUGCUCGGCGUCAUGAUCCACCUGCCUACGUCGCCAAGGUCAAGCGACGCGAUCGAUUGGGCGAGCUCAUUCAAACAGCGAAACAGUCGAUUGCCGACCCUACGACACAAGGUCAACAUUUGAGUCGAAAGGAUUCUCAGCGAUUUGAGUGGAUCAAGCAACUGCUGGUUCUUAGGACAAGGACCGAGGACGAAAUCUUGGACGCGUCCGACAACUGUCUGGCUGAUUGGGUCGUGAUCAGUCUGGCCCGCCAGGCCAAGCCAAAAAUUGUACGAUCACAGGAAGAGCUGGAUUCGACCGAGCUGACGGAGAAGGAUUUGGAUGAUGAGGAGUGGAGCAGCUAUCUUCGCUCCGAGCCGGAUAUGAAGUCCAUGCACCGAGUCAUGACUCAGGCCUAUCACGAGGCGGAGCAGAUUUCAAAGUUGGCAGAGGAGCGACGAAAGGCCACUGAGGCCUCCAAGAAGGGGCGAGAGCGACGGAAACGAGCUCGAGAAGGACAAGCGCCGGAUAAGGGUGGACCACCAGAGGCAGUAGUAGGAGAGCGUUCCUGGAAGCUCCGUCUUGAGGCGUUGAGCGAUUCUGACAAUGAUCUUGACGCAGCAAGGAAAGCAUUGCCACGGCCGGGUCAGCGCGUCCUUCAGCACAUCCAGGGACCCUCGACGGAGAACAAGGAUAUGGAAGGAGAAGAAGAAGAAGGAGUAGAGGAGGGGCUGCUGGACGAUGUUGCUGGUGGCAACGACGCAUCCGAUGGAGACGUAGGAUACGGCGGUGAUGACUAUGACUAUGACGAUGCCUAUGGGUAUGGUGACUACGACUAG